CGUGGACUGCAAACUAUUGCGGCUCAACAAGUGGCUUGUGGAUAGAGUUCAACAGAAGUUAGACAAACAGCUGUGAUUGAGGAGCUUUUCGAGCCCUUUUUACUUUAUUUUGUUUGAUAAACUUGUUCUUAAUGUUUUGAUUCAUCCUGGAGUUCUGUUCCCACUGCUGCUUUUUGGCGUUUCAUUUGGCCAGACAAUCCCGGCUGUAAAGAGACUUCACCUGCGCCGGAUUUGUUUGACCUGAUUAGGUUCGCUUGGACACUUUUAAUUGGCUGCCUUACACAUUGAGCGCUUGAAACUCAAAGUGUGUAGUGGCACGAUGUACAGCAUGAUGGAAUAUGAACUGAAGACCGCGGGUCAACCUCAUCCCCACCACAACAGUCCAGGGAUGUCUCCUCAGGUCAGCGGGGCUGGAAACGCGCACCACGGAUCAAAAACCUCUUGUCCACCCGGCGGGGACCCCAUGGACAAAGUGAAGCGCCCCAUGAAUGCGUUUAUGGUGUGGUCCCGGGGUCAGCGGAGAAAGAUGGCACAGGAGAACCCCAAAAUGCAUAACUCGGAGAUAAGCAAACGCCUCGGGGCGGAGUGGAAGCUUUUAACGGACACCGAGAAGCGGCCGUUCAUCGAUGAGGCCAAACGGUUGCGGGCCGUACACAUGAAGGAAUACCCCGACUACAAAUACAAACCUCGGCGCAAGACCAAAGCUCUCCUCAGGAAGGACAAUCCCGUCGGUAAAUAUCCUCUCGCAGCCGGGAGCCUGCUGGCAUCAGCCGUGGCACAGGGACAAGGUGGGAGCCCGAGAAUGGACGGCUAUGGCUGGGGUCACACCGGCGCUUAUAUGGGAAUGCAGGGUGAAGCACUCGGAUACCCGCAACAGCUGCACCGGUACGACCUAUCAGCUCUCCAGUACCCCCCGGCACAGACGUACAUGAACGGCGCCAGCUCUUACAGCCAAAUGUCAUAUGGUGGCAGCCCUCAGCAGCCCAGUCCAGUGAUGUCUAUGGUUAAAUCAGAACCACUAUCCCAUUCGCCUACUGGCCACCACCGUGGGGCUUUCCAAGGGGACCUGAGGGACAUGAUUAGCAUGUAUAUUCCAAGUGGUGAUACCAGCGAUAGCUCAAACCAGAGAACCUACCCUGGUGUCCAACAGCACUAUCUUGGUGGAACUGUUCCCCUCACUCAUAUCUGAAGUUUAGGGAAUGCUCCCUGAACUCCUAUUAGUUGGACCCUUAUUGGGACCGUAUAGUGCCACAAAUAGACUGUAUGGAUUACUGAACACUUCUGAUUGUUUACUACCUCCUUGCUGUGAAUGAUCUGAAGUUGUCUGUUGAACCUGUAUAGCUAAUUUUGCUGUUUCAGUCCCUUGUUUUCUGUCUUUGCAACUGUUACACUAUGACCAGGCGUAACUUCUCAUCACAUUAAGGUCAAGUCUGCUGUUUUCUCUAUUCCAGAUAUUCUUGCACAGCCAUCCUGUUUGUUCCACGAAUAGAUUUUUUUUUUUAUAAGUAUUCUUUUGUGCUCCGUGCAAUGUUUAGAACAUGCGUUGUUCAUGCAGCAGUGGGCAAUCAUUAACACAAGUCCAAUUGUGGUACAAAACGGGGUGAAACCGCAUAUUGGGAACUCCAAAAAACAGGUCAGCUAAUAAUGAUCGCAAUGGCCAGUGAUGGUAUAUGUGACCUUGAGGAGAGGAAAAAUUUAGUUUUGUAUGCCCAAACUGGCUUAGCACAUGGAAUAACUGAGUGAUGUAACCUUUAAGUGUCUCUUUAAAUUUGGGUAUUGAUAUAGUAAAGUGUUUUGGAAAAUCUCAGGGCUUUCUUGAAAUAAAUAGCAGGACAUAACAGUAUAGAUCCGUUUUAACUUUCCUUCAUAUAAUUAGAAAUCUUUGGAACUGUUACCCAAUUUGUAAUGGAGAGGAGAAAAAAGUAAUUCAGUCACAAUCUGCUUUUUCCUAUUUUUAAUAAUAGCUGUAAAUUCAAAUGUACCAUACCAGUGUGCACAUAAGUUUGUGAACAAACUUUUUUUGUUUGUAGUGUUUUUUUUUGUUUGUUUUUUUUAUUUUUAUUUUUUGUUGUUUUUUUUGCACUCCUGUAAAUGGCGAAUUUUUGCCAUAUUUACAGACUGCUAAAUGUUUAGUUUGUCUGGCCUAGCAUUCCAGCUUUUCCCUCUUAUGGGUCAAACUCAAUUGCACUGAUCUUCGCUGUCAGUCAAUGCACUUCGUUAGACUAGGAGGCUAUCGACUAAUCACCUGGUCAUUUUCAUUCUACCACAGCACAUUAAGUUUGCUUCUGCCAUUACAGUAUGGUUGACCAGUGAGUUCAGUCAACCUGACUGAAUAUUUCUUUUGGCUACACUUUUUUUUUUUUUUUUUUUUUUUUUAAACCCCCCCACAGUGACCUUGGUCCUUUGUCAACAAAAUGCAAAGUUAUGUCAGUCUUGAAGUUUGUUUUGAACUCAAACUGUGCAGGUGGCAUUUUGUGGCAGUCAAAAUUUAAGUUUGUCAGUCUGGCUUAUUGUUGCCAGAAAGUUUGGUCAGUUAGUUACUAAUGUUUUGGUUAAUUAAAUGAUUUAAGCACAAUGAAAAGUUUACAUUGCCAUUGAAGUAAGUUUGCAGCUUGCUGUUUAAUUUUUCUUUUUUUUUAAAUGGUUUUAAUGUUGGUUGUAAAUACCUUUUGUACAGGUUUAUUUUUUUGUGGCUCUUAUUAGGGCCAUUCUUACAGAAUAAAAAUGACAACACAACAUCUAGUCUC
Cyprinus carpio (common carp) is the source of this 2747-nucleotide messenger RNA. RefSeq names its product transcription factor Sox-19b-like. Gene Ontology annotation, molecular function: RNA polymerase II cis-regulatory region sequence-specific DNA binding; DNA-binding transcription factor activity, RNA polymerase II-specific. The record is from RefSeq and is a predicted model, not a curated record. Lineage: Eukaryota; Metazoa; Chordata; Actinopteri; Cypriniformes; Cyprinidae. Gene Ontology annotation, biological process: cell differentiation; regulation of DNA-templated transcription; anatomical structure morphogenesis.